CAAACUCCCUAUACGAACUUGCCACCUUUACCUCGUGAUCCCAAUGAAACCCUCGAGACCAUCCGAGCUCGCUUGACUUAUCAAUCUCGUAAGCGUGGAAUCCUCGAAACAGAUCUGUUAUUGUCUACUUUUGCGAAAGAUCAUCUCAAGAGCAUGUCCUUGGAAGAAUGUAAACAGUUUGACAAAUUUAUGGAUGAGCCUGAUUGGGAUAUCUAUUACUGGGUCACAGGCAAGAAGGAGGUACCGGACCGAUGGAAGAAUAGCCCUGUCUUCGAACGCAUUCGCAAGCAUGCCAAGAACGAAGGUCGUGUUGUCCGUCAGAUGCCUGCACUUUAA
Molecule: messenger RNA, 336 nt
Organism: Lobosporangium transversale
Lineage: Eukaryota; Fungi; Mortierellomycota; Mortierellomycetes; Mortierellales; Mortierellaceae
Product: Flavinator of succinate dehydrogenase-domain-containing protein
Exons: 1
Biological process (GO): mitochondrial electron transport, succinate to ubiquinone; mitochondrial respiratory chain complex II assembly; protein-FAD linkage
Cellular component (GO): mitochondrion
Source: RefSeq, a predicted model, not a curated record